AACGCAAAAGAUUGCGUAAAACUGUUCAACCCCUUAUGCGAAACAAAGAGCUAACAAAUCCAGAUUUAGAUGCUGCGUAUGGUGAUCAGAUAAAUAGCAAUCGGUUUCAUGCAUACCCAAAUUAUGCACCUUAAAAGAUCAUUCUGUCAUAAGAUGCUUAAGUAUGCUUAACCGGACUAUUGGAUAGUGUAAUGCAAUGGCAGUAAAUGCUUUUAGAUUAAUGAAUCUCAAUUGGAUACUCCGCGCCGAAUAAAAAGGAAAAUCACUCAACCGCCUAUACUAAACGAAGAGACAACACAUUCAGAUAAUGAUGCUGCAUUUGACGAUCAGAUGAAUUUACAUGGAGUGGAGAGGAAUAUGCAGAUAGAUUCAGUCUGUGUAGUAUCCAAUGAAAAUGAUAAUGAGAUGUCUUAUCCACCUCUAGAUAUAUCAUCCGAUGAGUAUAGUGAUUAUUAUUAUUCUUCGGAUGACAAUGUGCACAGUCAGUCCAGAGAUGUACCUAAGGCGGUUAAAAGAGGUCGCAGAAAAGCGGCCAGUGUUGAUGAGAAUGGUCGAAACUAUGUGGGGAGAAUGGACGUUCAGUGUCCAUUUUGUGGCGCAUUGCAUUGGAUUGAUGAAAAAACAUCUGAUUCAUCUUUUGUAAACCCCAAAUUCAGUAAAUGUUGUCACAAAGGAAAGGUGAAACUACCAGCACUCCUUGAACCUCCUCCGGCACUAAAAGAGUUAUAUGAAGGAGAUGAUGAUCGUUAAAAAGACUUCAGAGAUAAUAUCAGAAGUCACAAUGCUGCUAAUGCCUAUACAAGUCUAGGAUGCAAAUACGACACGAGAGCCAAAAAAGGUAGGGGUCCGCCAAGCUUUUUGAUACAUGGAGAAUUGCGACAUUAUAGUGGUUCCCUGAUGCCAGCAAAAGAAGCAGAAGCAAUUUACUGGCAGUUGUUCUUAUAUGAUCCAGCUCAUGCAUUGUCCAUAUGUGAAAAAAGAAAUCCAAAUCUAAGUAGAGAAGUUCUUGCGACAAUUCAAGAUACACUACUACAGCACAACAUAUUCACUCCAUUAUAUCGCCAGGCACACGAAAUUCUGAAAGAUAAACAUGCUUCAUCUGAUAAACCUGUCCAAGUUUCUCUUCAUUUUAAUGAGAAUUCUGAUAAGCGACGUUACAAUCUUCCGGCUGUUGAAGAAGUAUCUAUCAUCGUACCUGAAAAGCCUAGCGACGUAACGGCAACUCGCGAUAUUCUAUUGCACCUAAAAGACGGAAGUGGAUUCACAAGAAUAGAUGAAUGUCAUCCUGCAUAUCUACCUUUGCACUAUGUUUUGUUAUUCCCUUAUGGUGAACUAGGGUGGAGCACCGAACUCGCGCAGUGGGACGGAAAAAACUACACAGAUACAAGAUUAAGUCAUAUGCAGUUCUUCGACUACAGACUCUUCGAGCGGAAAUCAGAAUAUUCGACAAUUCUGAGAGGAGGCAAGCUUUUCCAAGAAUUCUUAGUGGAUGUGUGGGCUUCGACUGAACAGAACCGUUUGGAUUGGCUAAGGUUUAACCAAAGGAAGCUGCGCGCAGAUCAUUAUGCUUCCAUAAUAAAAAUGAAAGAAGCUGGUAUAAUGCCUAAUCAAGGAGGUACACCAUGUGUUCUGCCAUCAUCACAUAUUGGAAGUCCAAGACACAUGUAUGAGAUCUACCAAGACUCGAUGGCAAUUACACGGUUUAACCAUCAUCCUGAUAUUUUUCUGACAAUGACUGCAAAUCCGAACUGGACAAAAAUAAAAGACGAGCUUAAACAACAUCAAUAUGCAUCGGAUCGUCCUGAUUUAGUGGCACGAGUUUUUGAAUUGAAAAGGAAAACAUUGAUGAAUGAGAUAACUAAAAAGAAUGUGUUUGGAGAAGUUGUCGCACAUGUGCAUACCAUUGAAUUUCAGAAACGUGGACUACCGCAUAUGCACGCGCUAAUAUUCUUGGAGAAGUCACAGAAAAUACGUACAGUUGAACAGGUAGACGAAUUUGUUUCAGCCGAAUUUCCUGAUGAAAAAGAAGAUCCAAUACUCUUUGAUACAGUGAGGAAAUGUAUGGUGCACGGACCAUGUGGUGAUAGGGAUCCAGAGGAAAAUGUACUAAAAAUUACCCCAAAAAAUACAAUGAUGCUACGUGCUUAGAUGGUGGAGGGUGCCCAGUCUAUCUCCGACGAGAUGAUGGAAGAGAAGUUAUUGUUCGCAAUAAACGUAAGGCAUACAAUACUGAUGUUGUACCUUAUAAUCCACAUUUAUCGAGAAUGUUCAACUGCCAUAUAAAUGUUGAAGUAUGUGCUGGCAUAAGAACGGUCAAAUACAUAAAUAAGUAUAUCUACAAAGGAUAUGAUAAAACAACGGUUGUUGUUGGAGCAAAAGACGAGGUUCAGAUGUAUAUUGAUGCAAGGUAUAUUGGACUGCCUGAAGCUGCAUGGCGUUUGUACAGUUAUUCAAUGCAUAAGGAACAUCCGCACGUCGAAAGAUUGGCAAUCCACUUUCCCGGGAAGCAAAGAAUUAUCUAUGAAUCAGCAGGGACAAUUAUCUAUGAAUCAGCAGGGACAAUAGACGGUGUUGCUAAAUAAGCUGAGAACUACAAGUCAACGUUGAUGGCUUACUUUGAGUAUUAUGCUGAAAAUUCAAUAACACCUGCAUAUACGUACCAAGAGUUCCCGCAGCACUUUGUGGGGGAUAAUAAAAAGUGGAAAAUUAGGCAACAGGGUUUCGCAAUUGCUAGAAUGUAUUUUGUUUCUCCCAGCGCAGGAGAAUUAUUCUAUUUGAGAUUGUUAUUGGUCGUUGUUGCAGGUGCCAAUUCGUUUGAGAAACUAAGAACAGUAAAAGGUGAAUUGCAUUAUACGUUCAAGAAAGCCUGCAUAGCACUUGGAUUACUAGCCGAUGACAGCGAAUGGCUAGAAUGUCUUAUAGAGGCCGUGGAUAUCCAAACAGGCAGCGAACUGAGGAAUCUAUUUAAGAUCAUCUUAUCUGAUUGUAACCCAACUGAACCAGAAAUAUUAUGGGCGGAGUUUGGCUUGAAAAUAUGCGAUGAUCUUCCAAACAGAUUGAAAACAGUGUUUGACAUUCCAAAUCCAACGGAUGAACAGACACUGGAUUAUGGAUUGUUUUUAUUGGAUAAAUUGCUCCGUGUAGGAGGUAAAAAACUAAAAGAUUUUUCUACAAUGCCGCGAUCGAAAGAAAAUUGGGGUAAAUUUUUUGGAAACAGGUUGAUAUGCGAACAUAGGCUACUUCAGUCUGCAAUAAAAGAACCAGAACUCCGGCGAAAUAUUGUAGGCUUAAACCCGGAACAAUUGUCGGCGUACACCACAAUAACAGAGUCUGUUGAUAAAAUGGAUGGCCGUACCUUUUUUUCUAAAUGGCAGUGUAGGAACAGGCAAAACAUUUUUAUACAACACAGUAGCUGCGAGCUGUCGACUCAAAGGAGACAUAGUUCUCACCGUUGCGUCAUCAGGUAUUGCUUCAUUAUUUUUGGUGGGUGGUAGAACUGCCCAUUCAACUUUUAAGAUUCCGAUAGAGAUAAAUGAAGCCAGUGUAUGUUCGAUUCCUAAACAGAGUUCAGCAGCUAAGUUUCUUAAAGAAGCAAAACUGAUUAUAUGGGACGAAGCACCGAUGCAACAUAGAUUUUGUGUGGAAUCGGUUAAUAAAUUAUUUAAGGAUAUCCGCGAGAACGAAUUAGCUUUUGGAGGUAUUACUGUUGUUAUGGGUGGAGACUUCAGGUAAACUUUGCCGGCUAUACCAAAUGGAGGUCGUGCAGAUGUUGUAGAUGCAUGUGUUAGAAGAUCUGUACUUUGGAAUAAUAUAUAUAACAGUUCUAACACUUAGAAAGAAUAUGCGUCUUGAUCUACAAGAUCCAGAAAACAAAACUUUCGCAUAAUUCUUGCUCAAGGUCGGGACAGAACCAGAAGAAAAAAUUCAACUACCUUCAUCGGUAAAUAGAUGCAGAGACAUGAAGGAACUUAUAUGCAAGUUGUAUCCCCGUUUGUCCAAAUUGCAUCCCCAUUCAGGAACAUCUGGUCAGCUAUCAGAGGAAGAGCUGACUGAGAGAAUAAUUCUAUCAGCGCGUAAUGACGAUGUUAAUGAAAUAAACAUGGAAGUAUUGGAUAUUUUAGAAGGGGAAACAUUCACUUAUUUGGCUGCGGACAAA
Messenger RNA from Papaver somniferum (opium poppy), 4156 nucleotides. RefSeq lists its product as uncharacterized. The record is from RefSeq and is a predicted model, not a curated record. NCBI's taxonomy places the organism in Eukaryota, Viridiplantae, Streptophyta, Magnoliopsida, Ranunculales, Papaveraceae. The coding region runs from base 898 to 2148 and encodes 416 amino acids. The transcript has 6 exons.